Cuculus canorus (common cuckoo) is the source of this 2827-nucleotide messenger RNA. RefSeq names its product collagen type XXVI alpha 1 chain (gene COL26A1). The record is from RefSeq and is a predicted model, not a curated record. NCBI's taxonomy places the organism in Eukaryota, Metazoa, Chordata, Aves, Cuculiformes, Cuculidae. The transcript is spliced from 16 exons. The coding region runs from base 501 to 1985 and encodes 494 amino acids. Gene Ontology annotation, molecular function: protein binding.
GGCUGGGGGAGCGCCCUGCGCCGGACCCAAGCUGCCCCGCACCCGGGCAGAGCCGCCGGGGCAGCCGGGACGGGCUGCGGCUCUCCUUCGGAGCGGGAGCGGUGGUCCCUGUAUCCCGGGUUUCCCUCGGGAGCCGGAGAAGCCGUCCCUGCAUCCCGGCUUUUGGGCUUGGGAGCGGUGGUCCCUGCAUCCCGGCUUUUGGGCUUGGGAGCAGUGGUCCCUGCAUCCCGGCUUUUGGGCUUGGGAGCAGUGGUCCCUGCAUCCCGGCUUUUGGGCUCGGGAGCCGGAGCGGUGGUCCCUGUAUCCCGGGUUUCCCUCGGGAACGGGAGCAGCCGGCCCAGCAUCCCGGGUUUCCCUCCGGAUCAGGAGCAGCCGGUCCCUGCAUCCCGGCUUUCCCUCGGGAUCGUAAACAGCGGUCCCUGCAUCCCGGCUUUCCCUCGGGAGCAGCCGGUCCCGCAUCCCGGGUCUGCCGGCCGGGGCAGAGGAGCAGUCCCGCAAACAUGCGUUUCGCGCUGCUCCUGUCCUGGUGCUGCUGCCUGCACGGAUGCGCCCUCGGCACCGGUUUCCUCUAUCAAUUCCCAGCAUCGACCCUGCAGCACAACUACCCGGAGCAGAGCUCGGGCUCGCCGGGCAGCGGCUUCGCCUCUCGCCGGCAUUGGUGUCACUACACAGUUACACGGACAGUUUCCUGCCAAGUGCAGAAUGGGUCAGAAACGGUGAUCCAGCGAGUUUAUCAGAGCUGCCGGUGGCCAGGACCUUGUGCCAACUUAGUGAGUUACAGGACUCUCAUCAGGCCCACGUACAAAAUGUCUUACCGAACCGUGACCACGCUGGAGUGGAGGUGCUGUCCUGGCUUCACGGGGAGCAACUGCGAAGAGGAAUGCAUGAACUGCACGAGGCUGGCGGAUAUGACUGAGAGGCUGAACACUCUCGAGGCCAAGAUCCUUCUGCUCGAGGCUGCGGAGCGGAGCCCAUCAUUGGAAAACAACCUGCCGAUUGCUGGGACGACAGCCACGUGGGAUGAUGAGUUGCUACCGGAUGCCUUUCCCCUGCUGAAUCCCGGGACUGUCCUGAGGAAAGCAGUGGGAUCUGUCGAGCCUAAAGGACACAGAGGUGCAGAGGAGCAGCUGAUACCACAGGGGCUGCCAGGACAGGUUGGUCCUCCAGGCCCAGUUGGACCAACUGGUCUUCCAGGACCACCAGGGCCAAAAGGAGACAGGGGACAACCCGGUGAGAGGGGCCCGGCAGGGCCACCAGGGCUGUUGGGACCUCAAGGACCAAGGGGACUUCCAGGAGAAACUGGGAUCCCAGGUCCUCCAGGUCCUCCAGGGCCACCAGCUGCCCCAAGCCUUCCUCUUACCUUUCAACAAGGGGUUCUCUACUCACUCCAGCCCACAGCUGAAAAAGAAAAUGGAGAACCGCAACUGGCCUCCACUGUCAUCGACACCGUCAUGGCCGGCCUGCCAGGACCACGGGGAGCCCCAGGACCCGUCGGGCCACCAGGGCCACCAGGUGCGUCAGGACCAAAAGGGCCACCAGGACCUGUUGGAAUCCCUGGAUCACAAGGCUUACCAGGCUCUCCAGGACAACCCGGACCAAAAGGCUCCAAAGGAGACCGAGGAGAGAGAGGGCAAGCAGGGCUGCCUGGAGAGAGAGGCAUUAAGGGAUUGCCUGGUGAACCAGGCAAGAAGGGUGAGGAAGGUGACAAAAGUGCUGAUGGGGAAGGUGUUCAACAGCUUCGAGAAGCUCUGAAGAUUUUAGCUGAAAGGGUAUUAAUUCUUGAGCACAUGAUAGGAAUUCACGACUCUUUAUCUUCCGUUGAGCCAGGCUCUGGACAAGAUGUGAUCCCAGGCUCCCCUCUGCGAACCAGCAUCAAGAUCAAACGUGGAGGACCCCCGCAGACUCAGGCCUACCAGAUCCUCUCUUCACUGCUGGACGACAGUGAAGCCAAAAGGAGAAGCAAUCGGAUGAAGAACAGGCCAUAAGGAUCAGCUCCAGAUCCUUGGCUGGCCCGGAGCGGUGCUGCCGGCGGAGCGGAGCAGGCGGCUCACGAGCGGCUUUCUGAGAGUUCGGCCCUGGGAUUGGGGUUCGCUCCCAGUCUCUGCAAUGAACGAUUUUAACCUGACCACUGUGACAAAGGCUUCUAAGAGACAAUCAGCUUUGGGAAUCACUGCUCAAUAGAGCUCAUUUGGAAUCCAUUCUCCUCCGUGUUUACAGCCUCUGGUUUACUCGAGAUUACAUUCCAUUUGGGGUUUGAGGGUACAGGGGUUUAAAUUACUCGCAGUUUCUGUGAUUGCAUUGGAACCGAGCAAUGCAAAGGUGCUAUAAUUGUCCACAAAGCACAUUCCCAUCCAUACAGGGAAAUGGUAACUUUUCCACUAGUUAUUUUACACAGUAUUUUUUUAUUUAUAUUGGUGUGUUUCAUGUGUGUGCAAAAGGUCCCGGCUUCUCUCAUUGUAACGAGCUUUACAACCGUUUGGUCUUUUAUAGGGCGGCCGUAUGCCAUACCUUGCAAUCGUGUAAUUUCUUAUCUUAGAGCAAGAACAAAUCUCACCUGACACGAUGAACUCGUUCAUGGCAGGCUCUAACGUUUGUUGUAAACACAACCUGUUUGUGCCACCUCUUGCAUGGUUAGUUAUCUGUUUUCAUAUCGCUAUGUUAUUGUUCAAAAUAUCUAUUGCUCUUUAUUUCCUAUGGGGUUUUUUACUGUAUAUGGAACGUUUUGUAUUCAGCGUUUUCUUACAGAGCAGAGUGGGAACAGUAUUCAAGAACCCACAAAUACCAAAGACUUUCAUGUAAUGCACUGAGAAAUAAACAUGCUGUAACG